AUGGAAAUCCGUAUACGACAUUACUCAAUCGUGAUUAAUUGUGUUAUUUUGAUCCCAUGUUUGCUGGCAAAGCCGUUUUCUUUGAACGAGGCCAUUGCCGAAGAAGUGCGAGGAAAGCAAUCUUUGGACACGUCAUCCCAGUCAGCGGGUAUCUUAACCCAACAAGAACCAACAUCCCCUGUAAUAAUACCAAAAGUUCAAUCAUCCAAGGCGGGAGUAAAUUCUGUACCCGAUAAUAAGAUACCUUCCCUACAAUACAAAAGAACCUUUAAAAUAAGGACUCCUAUUAAACCGAAACGAUUAAAAAGACAACAAAAACUGUUUUACAGAAACAAAAAUAAGACUGCUAAAGGGGCAAUAGAGAGCGAUGAAAUAUUCAACAGUAAAUAUAUUCCACUGCUUAAAAGUCUUACUCUGCUGUUUGAUCAUAUUCUUAAUACAGACACAAGCGAGUCCUAUGAACUUGCAACAAAUGAAAACGAAAAACAUGAUCGCAUUUCCGAAAAUAACGAAGCACAGUGCUCCUGCACAUUUACACCAAAUACAAACGCUGAAAAGCUUGAGUCGCAAGAAACGACAACUACUCCUCUCACGACUUUCACCGUUAAGAUCCCGGACAUCGAGACUGACAUCACUACCAAGGCUACCACCUCCCCGGCCCAUAAUACUGCCUCUGUAGGAGAAACAAUAAUGGACUCCGUAAGAGAAGCGGCACCACAGAUUACGGAAGCUUUGAAAGACAUCUCGCCGGGGAUUAUGGAGAUAAUGAACGUUAUGCCGGACACGCAGAAAAUGCGACCGUUUCACAAUAUCAUGAAGAAUAUCCCAAUAGCACUCCACGAAACUAUGCAAGUAGCCAUGAAUCCUCUAGAAGAAUAUCCAGAAAAUAUACCCGAAAUCCAGACGCUAGAAGAACCCUUCAAGAUCAAAUCUAUGCGGCAGAAGAAAAUACCCGCGAAGAAAUUGGACGAAACAUAUUUGAAGGACAAAAUCAACUUGAGAUUAGAGGACACGAAACAGAAAGCACAAUAUCUAUACCAAACAUUGAUUCAGGACUACGACGACAUACAAUCGAAGGUGAGACCAAUAAAACAAAACCAACUUCUACCUACAAAGAUUAUGAAAAAAGCAACAACAAUAUCACAUUCAAUAGCACCAGUCAUAAACGAUUCCUUAGCAGAGAUGGCUCACAUACCGCAGAAAAUAAAAAAAUUCGUAGAGCAAAUGAAACAG
Molecule: messenger RNA, 1233 nt
Organism: Iphiclides podalirius (scarce swallowtail)
Lineage: Eukaryota; Metazoa; Arthropoda; Insecta; Lepidoptera; Papilionidae
Source: the annotation of a GenBank genome assembly